Messenger RNA from Epinephelus moara (kelp grouper), 3257 nucleotides. RefSeq names its product acid-sensing (proton-gated) ion channel 1c (gene asic1c). The coding region runs from base 1014 to 2585 and encodes 523 amino acids. The transcript has 11 exons. Lineage: Eukaryota; Metazoa; Chordata; Actinopteri; Perciformes; Serranidae. The record is from RefSeq and is a predicted model, not a curated record. Gene Ontology annotation, biological process: sodium ion transmembrane transport. Gene Ontology annotation, cellular component: membrane.
AGAGAGAGAGAGCGCAAGAAAUGGGGGAGUGGUGGGAGAGAGAGAGAGGAAGCGAAAAAGAGAGGCUCCACACGGCAGAAUAUAAAUCUGUAUGUUAACAGGACUAAAGCUGGAGGUCUCGAAGCGGCUUUAGUGGUUCUGCUGGUGGGGGGUGACCAUACAGCAUCAAGAGGUGGUCUUCUCUAUUAACUGAGGAUCUGUGCAAAUAAGGAAGUGGAACCCGUGGGAGCUGUGAACGCCGGUUGUCAAGCACAGUGGUGGGCUGGUCGGAGGUCUCUGACCCCCUGAUUUUUAUUUCUGGAAGAAAAGAGAAGAGCCAAAAAAGACACGAGAGAAACAGGAAGGUGGCAGCGAGGGGACCAGUGAGCCAUUUCUCUCUUUAUUACUUCCAUUCACAAAACCAUUGCAUCCCAUUAUCACAGCGAUGUAGAGGCAUUCUCUCCGCUUAGAGGAGGAAGGGUCCCAUUGACUGCUGAGGCUUAGCACCUCUCUCCAAACGCUAGCCCUUUUCAUUGCAGUCCCCCCCCCCUCAUCUCUCGCCUCUAUCCUUACGUCUGCUAUUUUCUCUGUUCUCCUCUCUUUUCUUGUCCCUUGUAUUCUUGUCCCUUUUCACACCACUCAGGAAUCAGGAGGCAUUGCGUUUUGGUAGAAGUGGGUGUUUCUGGAGCUGUCAUUGUGUUUGGUGCCGCUACAAAGGACAGCUGAGCAGGGAGUGAGAGAGAGACGGCUUUGGAGAUAAUAAAACAGCAGCCUGAAAGAAAAGGGGGGACCUGGGACUACAGGAACAGCUGACAACCACUGGAAGGUGAAUUGGGAUGAAAAGAAAACUGUUACAGAGACUGACAACCAUUUUAAGGUAGCUAUUUGUUGAGACCAUUGCCACUUCUGGAGGGGAAUAAAGAAGCAGUGCAGCCAAACCAACACUGCCGGUUGGAUUCUCCUAUUGCUGUUGCUAAGCAAAGUCUUUAACCUGAAGUUCUUGGGCAGACAGUAUUGAGCAUCACUCUACAGCCAUGAAGGGGAGCUCAGAGGAAAGCAUUGAAAGCGUCAGGCCCUCCAACCUGCAAGCUUUUGCUAACAUAUCCACCCUACAUGGCAUGAGUCACAUAUUCGCCUAUGGGCACAUGACAUUCCGUCGGUUUCUUUGGAGUCUUUCCUUCCUCGGUUCACUAAGCUUAUUGUUGCUGGUCUGCAUGGAUCGAGUGUCAUAUUACCUGGAGUACCCUCACGUCACCAAACUGGACGAGGUGGCGGCGACGAACCUCACCUUCCCUGCUGUCACCUUCUGUAACCUCAAUGAGUUCCGCUUCUCCAAAAUCACCAGAAAUGACCUGUAUCAUGUGGGAGAGCUCCUGGCCCUCCUCAACAAUAACUAUCAAAUAGCCAACCCACACUUGGCUGAGCCUGAGGUUCUGGCUGCCCUAAAGGAUAAGGCAAACUUCCAGAACUUCAAGCCCAAACUGUUCAACAUGACUGAUUUCUAUAACCGCACAGGUCAUGACAUCCGUGACAUGUUACUGCAGUGCACCUUUCGAGGAGAGGAUUGCUACCCGGUCAACUUCACCACAAUUUACACACGCUAUGGAAAAUGCUACACAUUCAACUCCGGAUUAGACGGCAACCCUUUGUUGACCACGUUAAAAGGUGGAACGGGGAACGGCUUGGAGAUUAUGUUGGAUAUUCAGCAGGAUGAAUACCUGCCUGUGUGGGGAGAGACAGAUGAGACCUCCUACGAAGCAGGCAUCAAGGUUCAGAUCCACAGCCAGGACGAGCCGCCCUUCAUUGACCAGCUGGGAUUUGGUGUGGCCCCUGGUUUUCAAACUUUUGUGUCAUGUCAGCAGCAACUGCUUCAGUACCUCCCUCCGCCUUGGGGAGAUUGCAAGUCUACUCCCAUAGACUCUGAAUACUUCUCCACGUACAGCAUCACCGCCUGCCGCAUUGACUGUGAAACCCGGUACCUGCUGGAGAACUGCAACUGCAGGAUGGUUCACAUGCCUGGAACCUCAACAGUGUGCACACCUGAGCAGUACAAAGACUGUGCUGACCCAGCUUUAGACUUUUUGGUAGAGAAAGACAACGAUUACUGUGUCUGUCAGACCCCCUGCAACAUGACUCGCUAUGGCAAGGAGCUGUCCAUGGUUAAGAUCCCCAGUAAGGCAUCUGCUAAAUAUCUGGCUAAGAAAUUCAACAAAACUGAGCAGUAUAUCGGAGAAAAUAUAUUGGUCUUGGACAUCUUCUUUGAAGCUCUGAAUUAUGAGAAGAUUGAGCAGAAGAAGGCCUAUGAAAUUGCAGGGCUUCUCGGUGACAUUGGAGGUCAGAUGGGGCUGUUUAUCGGAGCCAGUGUCUUAACAAUACUGGAAAUAUUUGACUACCUUUAUGAGGUGUUUAAGGAUAAGGUUUUGGGCUACUUCAUACGCAAGAAACGACCACAGCGUUGUCAGAGCGACAAUCUGGAGUUUCCAGAGAACCCAACCAGCCCUGGUGUCACGCCUAAUCAUGCCCCCAGAGCACCUGUGACACCCUCCGGAGUCACUCGGACAGUCUCGGAUUCACGCCGAACAUGUUACCUCGUCACCCGACUCUAGGCAACUUUGAGGAGUUUGCUUGUUGACAACAUAAAGUAGGGGUUGGGGGUGGGGUGGCACAUCUGGGGACUUGACAGCAAACUGUGAAAUAAUUUAUGUAUUUAACAGAAAAACGGUUGAGUGUGUAACUCAAAAACGUAUAGUAGAGUUUAUCAAUGCCUGAAUAGAAAUAGAGUACUAUCAUCAGAAAAAAAGAGACCACUUCCAAAACAGAACUCAGGUUUAACUGCCAUGUCAAGGCAUCAGUGUUAAGUUAUUCAUGUCUCAUUUUCUUUUUCUUAUGCAGUCACUUUAGAGUUAUACAAUCGCUGAAGAAAAAUGUGAAGGGGUUUCUGAUCUGUGAUGAGAUGUAACACUGUUGUGCAAGUUCUUCUGUGCAUUAAUCCAAAAGAAAAAAAAAAAAGAAUACAUAUGGAUUAUGUGUAGCUUUGCAGUUUCUCAACAGUGUUACGUCUCCAGCAUCUAACCAAUGCUGUAUUGAGUGACCUUAUACUGUCACCAGUUUGAGCAGGAGAGCCUUUUCAGAAAUCUGAUUGUUGGAUUUAAGAGCUGCUCAUGCCUGAGUCAGAACACAAGACUGGUGUUUAAUGUUGCCUUUUGCUACCGUGAGGCUUUGGAUUGUCUCAUGAAUUAGACGACUGUGCUUCAUCAGUUUUAAAAAAAAAAAAAAAA